AUGUGCGCAAUCGUCACUGGCUCAAACUCUGGACUGGGUUAUGAGACCAGUCGACAACUUCUCGAUCUUGGCCUGUCCAAAUUGAUUCUCGCCGUGCGGAAUACCCAGAAGGGCAAUGAGGCCGCUUCCAAGUUACGCUUGGGACGGGAGCUUCUGCAAGAUACCAUCGAAGUCUGGUCGCUGGAUCUCUCGGACUACGACUCUAUUAGAACAGGGCAUGACGAGAUCGUGCAGGUCAAUUAUCUGUCCAACGCGUUGCUAGCAAUCUUGCUCCUCCAGGUCGUUAAAGACAAGAACUCGAAAGCGCCGACCAAGAUCACCUUUACCUCUUCAGAACUUCCAGCGUUCUCUAAAUUCCAGGAAAGGGCCGGCUCGCCUCUGCUACUGGAGCUCGACAAGCCGGGACGGGUGGAUCUACAGGACCGCAUGACGGUGUCUAAACUUCUGUGUCAAUUUUUUGUUGCCAGGCUUGCCCAGCAUGUACCUUGUUCGGUCGCCGUCAUUAACUUGGCUUCGCCCAGCGGGCUCAGUGACUCCACUAUGCUUCAAGGUCAUAACAACAUCGACGGGGCAAUCACAAGAUUCAUGAUGCGGCGCAUCGGAAGGACAUGUGCUGAAGGCGCCAAGAUGAUGGUCGACGCGAUUGUUCAACGUGGCGAGGAGACUCACGGCAAGUACUUCAUGGCACCAGUCAUCUACACAGAGGAGGGAAAGGUGAUUUCGGAUAGGCUCUGGGAUGAGACGAUGGCAGAACUCGCGUUUGCGAAGGUGGAAGAAAUACUCCGGACGGUGUCAAUAUGA
Molecule: messenger RNA, 801 nt
Organism: Diaporthe batatas
Lineage: Eukaryota; Fungi; Ascomycota; Sordariomycetes; Diaporthales; Diaporthaceae
Exons: 4
Coding region: 1-801 (266 amino acids)
Source: RefSeq, a predicted model, not a curated record